AUGGCGGCGGUGACAGCGGCUUCUCGCGGACUCCGCGACCUUCUGACCUGGCGACUGACAGCCCCCAUGCUCCAGGGCCUCAAUCUUAGCUUUCGCCCCAUUGGCUCCUCAGCACAAGAUGAGGCCUGCAGAGCAGCCCUCGGUGAAGCCCCCGGCCACAGCUAUGAGGCCCUUCGAGUGACACCUGUCCAGAAACACAUUCUACAUGUGCAGCUCAACCGGCCCGACAAGAGGAAUGCCAUGAACAAGAUCUUCUGGAGUGAGAUGGUGGAGUGUUUCCACAAGAUAGCGAAGGACACCGACUGUCGGGCUGUGGUGAUCUCUGGCGCAGGAAGAAUGUUCACGUCAGGUAUAGACCUCGUGGACAUGGCUUCAGACCUCCUGCAACCCCAAGGGGACGAUGUGGCCCGAAUCAGCUGGCAGCUCCGUGACCUCAUCACCCGAUGCCAGGAAACCUUCAGCGCCAUCGAGAAGUGCCCCAAGCCCGUGAUUGCUGCCGUCCAUGGGGGCUGCAUUGGCGGAGGCGUGGACCUCAUCACCGCCUGUGACAUCCGGUAUUGUGCCCAGGAUGCUUUCUUCCAGGUGAAGGAGGUGGACGUGGGUUUGGCUGCCGAUGUAGGAACUCUGCAGCGGCUGCCCAAGAUCAUCGGGAACCAGAGCCUGGUCAACGAGCUGGCCUUCACCGCCCGCAAGAUGAUGGCUGAUGAGGCCCUGGGCAGCGGGCUGGUCAGCCGGGUGUUCCCGGACAAGGAGGUCAUGCUCGAUGCCGCCUUCACGCUGGCUGCCGAGAUUGCCAGCAAGAGCCCGGUGGCGGUGCAGAGCACCAAGGUCAACCUGCUCUACUCCCGGGACCAUUCGGUGGACGAGAGCCUCAACUACGUGGCGUCCUGGAACAUGAGCAUGCUGCAAACCGAGGACAUCGUCAAGUCCGUACAGGCCACCAUGGAGAAAAAGGAUAUGAAAAGCGUCACUUUUUCUAAGCUCUGAGAGCCCUCUUGUCGCAGGCCCAGGCCCGGGCCGAGGCUCCUGCCGUGUCCCGCCUCGCCCCUGCAUUUGCUCAUCUGCAGAGAGGGGGGUUGGCGAAGGUGGUGGUCUCCGUGCCCCCUCACCCGGUCUCCCAGUUUCUAACCUUAACACGCUGAUUCUCUCAUGCCUAGGCUUUAUCUUCACCCCAGGAACAAUAAAACAAUGU
This is a messenger RNA of Propithecus coquereli (Coquerel's sifaka), 1192 nucleotides long. RefSeq names its product enoyl CoA hydratase 1, peroxisomal (gene ECH1). Lineage: Eukaryota; Metazoa; Chordata; Mammalia; Primates; Indriidae. Gene Ontology annotation, cellular component: mitochondrion. The record is from RefSeq and is a predicted model, not a curated record. The transcript has 10 exons. Bases 1 to 987 code for a protein of 328 amino acids. Gene Ontology annotation, molecular function: delta(3,5)-delta(2,4)-dienoyl-CoA isomerase activity.